AUGAGUGGAUCAAGCAAGGCAAAUAAAAUCCGCCAGAUAGUGAAGUUGCAGCAGCUUGUGAAGAAAUGGCAUAAGUUGGCCAAUACCCACAAGGAAGCAUUUGCAUCCAUUAAUGGAGGCUCUCAAGGGAGCAGUAGAAAAGGUUCUCCUACUUAUGUUCCGGAGGGUUACUUGGCUGUUUAUGUAGGAAAAGAGCUGAAGAGGUUCAUCAUUCCCAUGACAUACUUGAAUUAUCCAGUGUUCAGAGAAUUGCUUGAGAAGGCAGAGGAGGAGUUUGGUUUCAACCACAAGGGAGCUCUUAAUCUUCCAUGUGAUACUGUUGUUUUUGAGCAUCUAAUGUGGAUGUUGGAGAAGGAUGAUGGAGCCACACAGAACAUGAGUUUGGAGCAGUUGAUCAAUUUCUACCACCAUGAAACAGACUGUGGAUCUGAGGCUAAAGUCUCUAACAGUAGUGCACUGGAUAACUUUGAGCUUCAAACUUCUGCUCAGAGAUCAUUUUGUUGA
This is a messenger RNA of Cryptomeria japonica (Japanese cedar), 504 nucleotides long. Its product is annotated as protein SMALL AUXIN UP-REGULATED RNA 51-like. Gene Ontology annotation, biological process: response to auxin. The record is from RefSeq and is a predicted model, not a curated record. NCBI's taxonomy places the organism in Eukaryota, Viridiplantae, Streptophyta, Pinopsida, Cupressales, Cupressaceae. The transcript has a single exon. The coding region runs from base 1 to 504 and encodes 167 amino acids.